UAGAGCUCUGGAAACGGCUGCAUCUUGGAUUUGCUCUCGCCACAGUUGGAAGAUACCGGCCUCAAGACGACGACUUUCCUGCAGCACUUUAAGGACGUCGUCACGACGAAGUUCACCGGGCGGGACCACCAUCUGCCGCCGCUGCACCCUGCACAUCCCGCCCACAUCCCGCACCAGCAGUCGGCGCUGCACCACCACCACCACCAGCCGCACCAGGCUGUUGCCCAGAGCUUCUCCACCAUUUUCCCCACGUAUCUAGGCAUGGACCGCACCGCCGCCGCCGGCGGUUGUGGUGCGGCGGGGGGUGGCGGUCUAGGUGUGGGUGUGGUCACUAGCUCGGCUACAGCCCUCGGCCCCGGCGGCAUAGCCAAUGGGGGUGGGGGCGUGGUCAGCGGAGCGCUGAACGGCCUGGAGGCAAUGUCGGCCGAGUCCACGGGUCUGUGCCUGCAGGAUCUGGUGAGCGCAGGAACGGCCAAUGGAGCUGGCUCGGCGGGAUCGGCGGAGAGCGCCACCACAACCAGCACAGCCCUGAGCAGCGGCAGCACCGGUAGCUCAACGGUUAAUGGCGGCGGCAGUAGCACCUCGGGCACAGAGCACCUCCACAGCCACCACAGCCUCCACGACUCCAGCUCGUCCGUCAGCAUCUCACCCGCCAUCUCGAGCCUGAUGCCCAUUAGCAGCCUGAGUCACUUGCACCACUCGGCCGCCGCCGGCCAGGAUCUGGUCGGUGGCUACUCCCAGCAUCCCCACCACGGGGUGGUGCCGCCGCAUACGCCCAAGCACGAGCCGCUCGAGAAACUCAGAAGCUUGUUCUUUUCAGUUUGGGCCGAAACUGGCGAUUUUCGUGAUAGUCAUAGCUCCAUGACCGCCGUAGCAAAUAGUUUGGAUAGCACCCACUUGAACAACUUUCAGACGUCAUCGACAUCCUCGCUAACGAACCGGAAUCGGGAUCGCAAAGAUGGCAAUCGCAGUGUAAACGAGACCACCAUCAAGACGGAGAAUAUAUCCAGCUCCGGGCAUGACGAACCAAUGACCACCAGUGGCGAGGAGCCAAAGAAUGACAAGAAAAACAAACGCCAGAGGCGCCAGCGAACCCACUUCACCUCGCAGCAGCUGCAGGAACUGGAGCACACAUUCAGCCGGAAUCGGUAUCCGGACAUGUCCACACGCGAGGAGAUCGCCAUGUGGACCAACCUCACGGAGGCCAGAGUUAGGGUGUGGUUUAAGAACCGUCGGGCCAAGUGGCGCAAACGGGAGCGCAACGCCAUGAACGCGGCAGUGGCGGCGGCGGACUUCAAGUCCGGAUUUGGAACCCAGUUCAUGCAGCCAUUCGCCGAUGACUCGCUGUACAGCUCGUAUCCGUACAACAACUGGACUAAGGUGCCCUCGCCGCUGGGCACAAAGCCGUUCCCCUGGCCGGUCAAUCCCCUCGGAUCGAUGGUGGCCGGCAAUCACCAUCAGAACUCGGUGAACUGCUUCAACACGGGGGCCAGCGGGGUGGCGGUAAGCAUGAACAACGCCUCGAUGCUGCCGGGGUCGAUGGGGUCGACGCUCUCCAACUCGACGAAUGUGGGGGCGGUGGGCGCCCCCUGCCCGUACACCACCCCCGCCAAUCCGUACAUGUACCGGGCCGCUGCCGAGCCGUGCAUGUCCUCCAGCAUGUCCUCGAGCAUCGCCACGCUCCGGCUAAAGGCCAAGCAGCAUGCCUCCGCCGGGUUCGGUAGCCCCUACUCCGCCCCCUCGCCGGUGUCGCGAUCGAACUCCGCCGGACUCUCCGCCUGCCAGUACACGGGCGUGGGCGUGACGGACGUAGUCUGAGAAAACGCUCUGGGUGCCCUGCUCAACCAGCACCAGCACCACUUGCAGCACUUCUCGGGGGGAUCCGGGGUCAAUUCCGGAGUGUCGCACAACGGAAUGCAGCAGCACGGCGGCAACAUGUUGCACCACAACAGCAAUAGCGGCAGCCUCCUGCUGGACCACUCUGAUCUGGGCCUGGGGGUGUCUGCCGUGUCCGCCGGCGGCAAUCCGGACGAGGGCAACCACAACAGUCUGGAGGGCAACAACAAGUCCCCGCUGGACGCACACGGCACGCCCCUGGCCAACAGCAACGACAACGAUGACGAGGACGUCAUCGAUUGAAGGAUCUACUUAAAUCAAACUAAAGGCAGAAACCCUAGACCUAAGCAUUCAUUAUUAAUUUAGAUGUUACAAUUAAAGAUUAAAUUAAUAUAAUAGUUCGAGAAAAGGAGAGUAGGAGUAACCCCAAUCCAAAGAGCAAAUUUUUUGAGAACAAUAAUUAAAUUAAACCAAACAAAAAAAAGAAAGAGAAAUGGAUAAUCGAGGUAUUGAAAUUCUGUUUUAUUUGUGUUGAGAUUAAAUGCUAAUUACGUUCUAAAUCCCCCAGCUGAGAGAAACCAAAACAGAAAUUAAGUGUUUUUGUAAAUAAAAGCAAAUAUGUAGUUAUAGGGAGCCGCAGCCUAACUAAUCAACCAAAUAGCCAGCCCAAAGAACAUACGAUUAUAAUCAACUGUCCUAGUUCCGAUUUCCGUUCCCCAUCUUAUAUCUUAAAAUAUAUAAAUAUAAAUAUAUAUGCAAGAAACGUAUCAAGAUUGUAAACAAGCUUAAGCUGAUAAGCCUAAAACUAAACACAAAACUAAAACUAUAUCAAAGCAGUAGCAGUUUUUAAGGAGUUGUCUAGUCGUAUUGAAAUCCGCCGGAGUCGCGCCCGCAAUGUCAUAUAUGUACUUGUCGGUCUGUAUAUGUACAUGUAGAUCCCCACUAAAGAGCCCCUUAUAAAUAUAAACUAUUUAAUAAUUGUACACUUAAUAUUACUAGUUAUAGAAAUUGA
This is a messenger RNA of Drosophila bipectinata, 2848 nucleotides long. Lineage: Eukaryota; Metazoa; Arthropoda; Insecta; Diptera; Drosophilidae. The record is from RefSeq and is a predicted model, not a curated record.